This is a messenger RNA of Perognathus longimembris pacificus (Pacific pocket mouse), 159 nucleotides long. RefSeq lists its product as uncharacterized. The record is from RefSeq and is a predicted model, not a curated record. The transcript has a single exon. The coding region runs from base 1 to 159 and encodes 52 amino acids. NCBI's taxonomy places the organism in Eukaryota, Metazoa, Chordata, Mammalia, Rodentia, Heteromyidae.
AUGGGCUGUCACUCCAGCAAGAGCACGGAGGUGGUAGAAGAGUACCAGAAGCCUGGAGACCAGCCUGAGGGAGAGGAACCUAAGCCAGAGGCUGGCAUAGAGGCUGCAGAUCACAAGGACGCUUCGCUGAAGGAGGGAGCUCCUGAGCAGAAGAGCUGA